Dryobates pubescens (Downy woodpecker) is the source of this 1069-nucleotide messenger RNA. RefSeq names its product urotensin 2 (gene UTS2). Gene Ontology annotation, molecular function: hormone activity. Gene Ontology annotation, biological process: blood vessel diameter maintenance; regulation of blood pressure. NCBI's taxonomy places the organism in Eukaryota, Metazoa, Chordata, Aves, Piciformes, Picidae. The transcript is spliced from 4 exons. Gene Ontology annotation, cellular component: extracellular region. The coding region runs from base 521 to 1000 and encodes 159 amino acids. The record is from RefSeq and is a predicted model, not a curated record.
GUGAAAUGCUAAGAGGGAAAAAAUACAAAAAAUACAAAUUGAACUACUCUAAUAUCUCUUUGUAAAUUAAGUAGAUGUUUCAAUUCCCCUUCUCUUCUACUUUUCUUCUGGCACAAGAGCCCCAAAUAGAACUCAACACAUCCAUCCGUCUCACAAAAGGAAAAAAAAGCGCAUUUCGCAUCAGAUGCCUUGCGUCAAGCCUGCUCAGGCUCAUAAAUCAGCUGUCUUAUUGCCCUGGUCAUUUCAACCAACAUCGGACCCUUUUGUUAACUCAUGAUUUAUAACUGGAAGAUACGUUUUUUUUUUUUUUUUAAUGCCAGAUUUAUAAACUUUACUGUGCUUGGUUUGAUAUAAUAUCCAUUUUGUACACUAAGCUAUAAGACACUAAAUUUAUUGUCUAUGAACUGUUACCUUGAAAAAUUACAUCAAUGCAAAGUGGUUUCCAUUUAGAAUCAAUGGGCAAUAAAUUCAUUGGAUUUGUUUCUGAAGGGGGAGAGGACAUGAUGGUAUUUAUGAGGUCAUGAGCGGCUAUAUAACAGGUGAAACGGGGAGCAGAGGCAACACUCAGGCAGGAGUUGUGAGUUACAGGGGUAGACAAAAACAAAAUAGAGUCAACACAGCAGCAAUGCAGAAACUGGUAUUCUGCUGUCUCAUUAUUAUCAGCUUCUCCUGUCCUCUCUCAUCUGUCCCCAUCAUCAAUGCCAGUGAGAUGUCUUAUCAACUCUCAGCCGACCAAGAUUCGAGAUUGAAUCUGGAGCGCCUGGGAAGCCUAGGAAGCGCUGCCCUGCUUCAGUUUUUGCCAGAGCUCUUGGGCACACUGACUGAAGACAACAAAGCGGGUCUUAGCUACAGCAGCUAUAGCCCGAGAGAAAAUAUCAGAGAGGCUUUCUCUGAAAAUCAUCCUCGAACUGCUUUGCUGGGCCGCUUCUUGACCAAGGACAGGAAACAGUACAAGAAACGUGGGAAUCUUUCUGAGUGCUUCUGGAAAUACUGUGUGUAAACUUUGGCUGCAUAAUUUACAUAGAUGUCCGAAAACAUGUAUAUAGAUUUGCUUGACUUAAGAUGAGAA